AUGGUACUGGACAUGGCUGCCGACGGCGGCUCCGCGGUAAAGAUGGUUGUCAGCUACGGCGGGGAGAUCAUGAGAUGCUCCGACACCGGUAAGGCUUGGUACGCCCGGGGCGAGAACCGGAUCGUCCGGGUCGGCAUGUCUGAGCGCCUGAGCGAGCUCCGCGCACGGUUGGCGGCUCUGGCCGGGUACUCAGACGUUCGCAUCCAAUACGCGGUUGCCGGCCCCGGCGGGGACGGACUGGACACGCUCCACGACGUGGCCGACGACUACGACCUGUGGGUACUCGUGACGCGCCUCUACUGCUGCAAUGGCCUGGCCUCCUGGGACGGCCGCGUCCGGGCAUUCCUGUUCCCCAUCAAUGUACCGCCGCGGCUCACACCGGAUGGCAUCCCACGGCCAGCGUCGUCACCGUCGCUUCUGGAGAGUUCAAAGCAAGGACGCGGUGUGGCACCAGCGAGAGCGACGUUCACGCUCACAAGGGCGCAGAGCGCCAAGGCGCUUUCCACUUGCACGCCGGCUCCAUCGAUGGCAUUGUCAAGUGCUGAAGGCUCCGAAACCCAAGUUGAUAGUGGAUUCGAAGCCCUUGCAGAAAUCGCGGCUGCGCAGCGCUCAGCUACGGGGAACGCAGCCUCUUCGUCCGCGACAUCAUCGUCAGGUGUUGCUGCUUCGACGGGACAAGCUGAUAGCGGAUUCGACGCACUGGCAGCGAUUGCGGCGGCACAGAGCUCUACGACGGAAUACACAGCUCGUGGUGCCGCUUGUGUUGCCCAAGCCGAUAGCGGAGUCGAGGCGCUGGCAACUGUGGCAGUGGCACGACAGCAGAGGGUCCAGGUGUUCCCUCCGCCUGCUACUGCUGUAUUCUUGUUCUUGGUGGUGCCAGUAGCACCGGUGGCCGUAUUCUUCCAUGCGAUCCCAGUGUACGGAUGUUUAAUCCCCGCCGUUCUGUAG
Messenger RNA from Miscanthus lutarioriparius, 948 nucleotides. NCBI's taxonomy places the organism in Eukaryota, Viridiplantae, Streptophyta, Magnoliopsida, Poales, Poaceae. The record is from the annotation of a GenBank genome assembly.